AUGGGUGGUAGUUCAAGCAAACAAAAGACGAAUGUAAAUAAAACUGUUUUCAUUGAAGAAAAUAUAACAGAAAUUGACGUUAACGAAAAAUUUGAUAAAGAAGUAAAUUUGAUUGAAAUAGAAAUUAACAAAUUAGAAAUUAAAUUUAAUGAAUUUCAAACAUUAAUCAACGAACAAAAACAAAAAGAAGAAAUCAUCAAUACAACACUUGAAAGGAGAGGUAUAGAGUUGUACGAAUAUUAUAUGAAGUUAAUACUUAAUAUAGAUCAAUACGUUGGACUAGAAAAGACUCGUAGAAAAAAAAGGAAAAGCUAUGUUAUUUUCGUUCAAAAACGACUAGACUUGGUAGAACAACUUCAAAAUCAAUUAAGAGAUAAACAAGCAAAUAAACUUGAAAAUUAA
This is a messenger RNA of Entamoeba nuttalli P19, 402 nucleotides long. RefSeq lists its product as hypothetical. The record is from RefSeq and is a predicted model, not a curated record. Bases 1 to 402 code for a protein of 133 amino acids. Gene Ontology annotation, molecular function: protein-folding chaperone binding. The transcript has a single exon. NCBI's taxonomy places the organism in Eukaryota, Evosea, Mastigamoebida, Endamoebidae.